Molecule: messenger RNA, 1569 nt
Organism: Colletotrichum chrysophilum
Lineage: Eukaryota; Fungi; Ascomycota; Sordariomycetes; Glomerellales; Glomerellaceae
Exons: 2
Coding region: 1-1569 (522 amino acids)
Molecular function (GO): flavin adenine dinucleotide binding; NADP binding; N,N-dimethylaniline monooxygenase activity
Source: RefSeq, a predicted model, not a curated record
AUGUUCGGCUGUGCCUGCGAUGUACCUUCGCACAAUUACACCUGGAGUUUCGAGCCUAAGCUGGACUGGUCAGCCGUAUACCCGCCGGCGCCAGAGAUUCGAGAGUAUUUCGAGAGCUUUGCAAGGAAGUACUCGCUGGACCAGUAUAUCAAGCUGCAGCACCAAGUAGUAGGGGCAUUUUGGAACUCCAAGGAGGGGGGCUAUGAUGUCCACGUGAAGGAUACGCAGACGGACACCACUGUCGUCGACCAUUGCGACGUCCUCGUCAAUGCUGGCGGCAUCCUGAACAACUGGAAGUGGCCUGCCAUCCCUGGACUUGACAAGUACAAAGGCACCCUCCUGCACACAGCCAAUUGGGAUGACUCCGUCUCCUUGGAAGGCAAGCAUGUCGGCCUCAUCGGCAAUGGAUCCUCGGGUAUCCAGGUACUGCCCGCAAUACGCGACAAGUGUCACAAGGUGACGACCUUCAUUCGCGAACCGACGUGGGUGUCCCCUGUCCAAGGACUCGAGCAGCACCAGUUCAGCCCCGAGGAGCUGAAAGAUUUCCGCGAGAAGCCUGGAGCGUUGAUGGAAUAUCGCAAAAACAUUGAAUCUGGCCUCAACGGGCAGUUCGGGAUCUUUCUGAAGAACAAUAAGAUCAAUCAGGAGACGCACGCCUACAUGCUUCAGCAGAUGAAGGAAAAGCUCAACAGCCCCUACCUCGAAGACAAACUCAUCCCCGAGUGGAGCGUUGGCUGCCGCCGUCUCACCCCUGGUGUGAACUACCUUGAGUCUCUCACAAAGCCCAAUGUCGAAGUGGUAUACGGCGAGAUCACCGAGGUAACUGAGCGCGGGUGCGUCAGUGACAACGGCCAAGAGUACCCUGUAGACAUUCUCAUCUGCGCCACCGGUUUCGAUACAUCCUUCAAGCCGCGCUUCCCCGUUGUCGCUCCAUCGGGUGAGAACCUCCAAGAUAAAUGGGCCGUCAAUCCGGAAUCGUAUUUUGGAAUGGCCGCGUCUGGCUUCCCCAAUUACUUCCAUAUGCUGGGCCCCAACUGCCCCAUAGGCAACGGCCCCGUUCUGUCCGCAAUAGAGGCACAGGCCGACUGGAUGCUCAAGAUUGUGGAUCGGUACCAGACCAACAACAUUGUCGAGUUCGCUGCGAAGGAGGAGGCUGUGCGGGACUUUGUCGAGUACAAAGAGUGGUUCAUGACCAAGACGGUAUGGGCAGACCCGUGCCGUUCGUGGUACAAGCCGCGGGCCGAUGGGCCUGUUGUGGCGUUGUGGCCCGGCUCGACACUUCAUUACAUUGAAGCUAUCAAGGAAGUUCGAUUUGACGACCUCGACGUGAAGUACGCCGGCAAUCGCUUUUCGUGGUUGGGCAAUGGGUACUCUCAGACGGAGCUUGAUGACACCUCGGACUGGGCAUACUACAUCAGAGACAAGGAUGAUGAUCCACCCCUGACCACCGCCGGAAAGCGAAAGAUUCUGACUAGGAGCGGAUCGGUUAAGGGUAGAAGUCUUGUUUCUUUCAGUGGCAAGCCGGAGGACGCUGAGCCUGGGCCGGCUAAAGAGAUGGCCCGCCUAUGA